Pangasianodon hypophthalmus (striped catfish) is the source of this 3625-nucleotide messenger RNA. It is a transcript of the gene shfl, whose product is annotated as shiftless antiviral inhibitor of ribosomal frameshifting. Gene Ontology annotation, biological process: innate immune response; viral translational frameshifting. The transcript has 11 exons. Gene Ontology annotation, molecular function: ribosome binding; sequence-specific mRNA binding. The coding region runs from base 362 to 1354 and encodes 330 amino acids. The record is from RefSeq and is a predicted model, not a curated record. Lineage: Eukaryota; Metazoa; Chordata; Actinopteri; Siluriformes; Pangasiidae.
UAGACUAUCUUGAAACGAUUGUACACGGUUCUGUAAAAGCACUAGUCAUUGUGAUACAAAUUUUACUCUCUCUAAAUCGUGUAAAUAUGUCGACGUCCAAACAAAAUACUACAUUACCCAAAGGUAUAAUGAAAACGCCACGCUGUAACCAUGGAAACAGUAAUCCCAGCGCUCCACCGCAGUUUUUGGCGCCGCCUGCUGGUGGUUUCCUGAAACAGCAGCUGUGAGAAUGGAAACCGAAAGUGAAGUGAAGUGGAGAGAGGAGUGGAGCAGGAAAACAGGGCCAUUUGCAGCUCCAGCGCUUCUGGACGGAAUCUUUCUAAUGUUCGUGCUGUGAAAGGACUUGAAAAGCGCUAAAGAAAUGAGUCGACUUCAAGAAGAAGUGGAGUUGGAAAAAUGUGUCAGGCGACUGAGAGAGACAUUUCAUGGAAACAUUCCGAUCGACAAGGCGACUUUACUCAUGCGCCGAUACAGGAACAACUACCAGAUGGUAGCGAAGGUGAUCAUCCUGAUGAAAGACCAAGACCUGGACGACGACGACCGGUGGUCUCUGGAAAACGAUCCUGUCGUAAAGAAUGUGGUUGAGAAACUGCAGAAUGAAGAAAGAGAAAAGGAGAAAAGAAAAGACAGACAAUCAGGAGCUAGUAACGAUCCUAGGAGCUCAAAGCAAUCUAAAGCAAACAAGGGGCCUCAGGAGGACAAAGACAUACAGGAGCUUGGGAAGAAACUUCGGGUCCUGCCUCUAACAGAGAAGAAUAAGCGCAUGUUCGAUCGUGCGCAGCAGAACCAAAUGCUCUCCGUCGAGCACCAGUUCGCCUGCGAGUUGUGCGACAAGAGCUGGUGGAGACGAGUCCCUGAGAGAAAGAGGGUGUCUCGCUGUCGGCAGUGCAAACGGAAAUACGACCCUGUGCCACCAAACAAAAUGUGGGGCAUCGCGGAGUUCAUGUGCCCAAACUGUGCUCGAUCUUUCAAGGGGUUCGGUCGAAUGGACUUGGGAUCUCCGUGUUAUAGCUGUCGCUUCAUUGUUAUGCCAACACGCAUCCUGCCUCCACGCAAAAACUUGAUGGACCGAGGGCUGAGGAGAAGACACCAGCACAGCUGCCUGGCAGAGGACUGCUAUAACAGACAGGAGCCUCAUGUUCCUGGUACAGAGUGUGUGCACCCGGUCAGCAGGAUGAAGAACGGUAAGCCUCAGGUGGUGAACCCCAGCCAUCCCCACAUCAGCAGUGGCUCCACGGUGAACACGUGCCUGAGUCAAGGCAGCCUGAUAGAGGAUUUGUUUGACAUCAUCAUGGAUGAUAUCCGCGAGGAGGACGAGAGCAACAACGACUCAGGCAGCAGCACCAGCAGCUGAAGGAAAGGCCAGAGUCUGCAUCCACAGCUCAAAACCUUGGCCCUCAAGCACUGACCCAAAGACGUGUGAUUAUUGUUACAUUCAUAUAAUGUGAAAUGUGGCACAGUGCAGAGAGCUUUGUUUCAAAGAAGCAGUGACUUCUUUAGCGUUUUCAGGAAUUUUAAAGAUAUUAUGAGUUAUUUUCUGGCUGAUAGUUUGUAAAUGUGCUAUGAACUUAAGGGAACAGCUUUGUUCAGAUCUCUAAAUUUAUAACCUUGCUUGAUUGACACCUAUGCAGUCUUUUUUUUUUUGCCUAACACAGAAUAAGGUCAUGUUGUAAGUAUUAGUAUUUAUUUCCCGAGUCAGUCAAUAAUCCUUAUGCUUGUCCAUCAAGGGCAGUUUAGUUGAAGAAAUAUCAGCAAGAGUGCGUCAUGUGUUGCCUUGUGACAAAAAAGUGCACUUAAUCAUGGCUAAGCUCUUAAAACCAAGCUAACAAAAUCCCCAAAGUGAAAUAAUCUUCAAACCGUUCUCCAAUAGUUGGUUAAAUCAUAAGUAGAUGUUGAAGCUGAUGAUUUUGGUAUAUGCCGCCUGUGAAACUUAUACAGUUUGCUUCUUUUCUUUUAAUUACUUACCAUUUACAGGUCUGCCUUCAAUCACUUCCUGCUUUUGUAUGUUAUUGAGUUCACAAAGUGUGACAGUGAAAUGGGCUUUCAGUAUAUACUUACAUAACACUGUUUAGAAAUGCUUUGCUGGGAUUGUAUAUAUGCAUCAGAGGUUUUAAACGUUUCAUACGAUGAAGAGUCAUUUCUAGAUUUUAUGAAGACCACAAGCGUUAUUCUGUUUUAUUAAGACAGUAUUAAGCAGUGAAUAUAUUACUACAGUUUAUCUAUUGGAAAUUGUACUACCUAUUGUACUCUCGGACAGCUAUUUUUUUGUACAUUGCUGUUAAUUGAAAAACCACACAAUAUACCAGCUGAAGCACAGAAAAGCCUUCGAGUUGUGAAAUAUGCGUUCGAUGUGUCACUGCUUUUAAACUUCCAAAACAACCAUUUCUGCAGAAUGAAUACCAGGGAAGCAACAGGGUCUCCCAAGCACCCUCUAAAAAAAUUAAUGUUUUUAUUUCCUGGUCUGAGAAGAUUACUGUGGUAUGGCAGCCAGGCAUAUUAUUACAGUGUAGAAUAUAGCACUUUACUAUUUACACUGUAUUAUCUGAAAACUGCACUUAUACUGUGCAGCACUGCCCAUGAACCUGUACGAGCUGUGAAUGGGAUAAACACUAACUUCAGCAGCUCUAUAGUAAAGCUAAACCCAAAAUAUAAACAUGGUUUUGAUUGCAUCACUAUAAUCUGUGUUGAGCUAAUCAUUAUGUCAUGGCCUGAGAUCUUCUCUCCAAUGGGAACUGCAAAAGAUAGUGCAGCAGGCUGACAUAAACAAACACAUCAAUACAACAAUUCAACAUAACUCAACUGUAAACCAAAUUAUAAAGAUAGUGGUUGUACUUUUUUUGUUAUUUAAAAGUACCGGGAACAUUUUUGUCCAGUUAUUUCAGAAUUUUGGAAAUUUGUAAAUCAUUAUUAGAGAUGAGAGAGGAAGUCUACAAUAAUAAUUCAUGUUUGUGCCUUCUGUGUGACAAUCUAACCUUUCCCCUCAAUCAGCUCAUAUGUUUGGAUUGAGAGCAGUCUUGUUGUUGUUUUGUUGUGACUGGGGUGUUGACUUUGUUGGAAUUGGAUUGUCAGGUUUUUUUAAAUUAUCAACUGGAGUUUCAUGUUUGUUUGGAAAUUUAGUUGUGUUGGUAUUGGGAUAUUAUUAUUGUUAGGCUUGGCAUCUUAUCCCAGUUGGGAUUGGAGCCUUGCCUUUGUUGUUUGGGAUUGGAGUAUUUUUUUAAUUGCCAUUGGAUUGUUAGUUUUCAGGAUUAUUAGUUUUUUGGGGAUUGGAAUUUUAUUUUUCGUUGGAUUGGAGAUUGGAAUCUUGGGGCUUUUUGGUUGGAAUUGGGGUUUUGUGUAUGUUGUUUGGGUUUGGUAUAUUGUCUUUGUUUGAUGGAAUUGGGAGUUUGUGUUUGUUGUUUGGGACUGGUAUAUUGUCUUUGUUGGGAUUCAAGUUUGUGUUUGUUGGUUGGAUCUUGAGAAUGUAUGGUAUUGUGUGUCAGCUUGGAGUUAGUUAUCUUGGAGUCUGGUUUGUUAUUUUGAUCCAAAUCAUGUCUGUAGAUGAAACCAGCAUAACAUUAAACAUGUAUUUAAUGUUAAAAUAUGUAUUUGUUUAAAAUUGUUUAAAUAAAGAAACACUCAGCACACA